AUGAACAGCAGCAAACACUCAAAACAAAACGAAGCACAAGAGAUCAACGAUGCCAGGAAACCCUACAAUAUUAAGCAGCUGCCGAUCGAGUUAAUAGCAGAGAUCUUCUUCAAACUACCAAUCACAACACUCUUUCAUUGCAAAUACGUGUGCAAGUCUUGGCGUGUUUUGUUCUCAAACCCUAAUUUCACCAGAGAAUUAUUCUCACGAACACUCAAUUGGCUUUUGAUCCAUGUCUGCAACAGCUUAUUCGGGGACAAGUUCUUCUUGGUCGAUAUUGACAUUCGCUCGCCCUCUGAACCAAAGCUCGCCUUGGAGCUUCCAAGAGAUCCAAACUUCGUACACCUUGGUGCACAGAUUAAAGGUUCAUGCAACGGCCUCCUUCUACGUAAGGAUUUAUCUUACCCCUAUCUUGGUCGAUAUUGUAUAUCAAAUCCUAUGACUGGUGAGUGUUUACCCCUUCCUGAAUGUUAUAUAAAACCAUCUGUUGUUGGGUUUGGGUUUAGUUCCGUCAGUCAUGUCUAUAAAGUAGUGUUCAUGCAACCAAAGAAAGGAGAAGGAUGGGUUAUGACUGUCGGCUCUAAAACUUGGAGAAGGCUUGACAUUCAUAACUUCAAAGGCGCUCCUCCGCAACAUAUGAUUUAUCUAAAUGGAUUCCUUCAUGGAAUUGUUUGUUCGAGUCAAAAUGGAACUAUGUCGAGUCUUCAACAAUACCUGAACCGGCUGAACGGAUUGUCUGCCUCAACUCGUUCACUAUGUGGCUUCGAUGUUGAAAACGAGCAGUUUCAACAAUUACCUGCACCUUCAACUUUGGAAGGAGAUCAAUCUUCUACACAUUGGAAUCUCAAAGUCAUGAGAGGUUGUCUUUCCCUAUUUGUUAGGGAUAGCGAUGGCGUAAAUAUGUAUUGUUGGGUGAUGAAUGACUAUGGCGUUAAGGAGUCUUGGACCAAAGACUUUCAAAUUAGAGAAAGGUCAGUACCUCGUGUGUUAAUGUUUUCUACGGAAGAGGAGCAAGUAUUGGCGUUAGAAAAUGGGCAGUUGCGUUUCUUUUCUGUAAGACAAGGAAGGUGGAGGCGGCUUGUUGUGAGCAAUGAGGUUGAUGGCAUUCCAAGGGAGAUCAACAAUGCAUUUUUCUAUACUCCAAAUUUUACUUUGAUUAAUGAUAUGAUCAAGAGUUAA
Messenger RNA from Fragaria vesca subsp. vesca, 1179 nucleotides. RefSeq names its product F-box protein At3g07870-like. Gene Ontology annotation, molecular function: protein binding. Bases 1 to 1179 code for a protein of 392 amino acids. The transcript has a single exon. Lineage: Eukaryota; Viridiplantae; Streptophyta; Magnoliopsida; Rosales; Rosaceae. The record is from RefSeq and is a predicted model, not a curated record.